AUGCCAGCCAGAGCAAAACACAUGUAUGAUCAAGAGACCGUGAUUAAUGGAAAGAAAGUGAUAAUUGAUCUGAAUCAAGGGUUCGACACAUUCAUGAAGAAGGAGGAAGAUAGAGAGAAGACAGCAAAAUAUUUGGAACUCAAAGUAACUGGCGAAAGACUUGAUAAUUUUUGGAAGUGGAUUAUCAUGCAAGCACCGAAGGGGAGCUCUCUCAAAAAGGUGCUCUAUGAGGCUGACUUUGUAUGUUGUUAUGGGUUGAUGAAACGGAUAGGAUCCACCCCAUUCAGCAGUAAAAAUGGUUGGGAAUUUUCUGCUGUCUAUUUCGAUGAUGUAAUCUUCCUCUGCGAAGAGGAACGGUAUGAAACCUGGCACACCAUGUCAGAAGAAAAAGCGCGUUCGUCGUAUUAUGAGCUCAAGUUCAAGCAGUACAUGACUGUAGAAGAAAAUAGUGUAAGUUUUCUUUCGUUGCUAUAG
Messenger RNA from Cylicostephanus goldi, 474 nucleotides. The record is from the annotation of a GenBank genome assembly. NCBI's taxonomy places the organism in Eukaryota, Metazoa, Nematoda, Chromadorea, Rhabditida, Strongylidae.